Messenger RNA from Laccaria bicolor S238N-H82, 501 nucleotides. RefSeq lists its product as uncharacterized. Bases 1 to 501 code for a protein of 166 amino acids. The record is from RefSeq and is a predicted model, not a curated record. The transcript is spliced from 2 exons. NCBI's taxonomy places the organism in Eukaryota, Fungi, Basidiomycota, Agaricomycetes, Agaricales, Hydnangiaceae.
AUGUCCAGUUCCAACACAGACCAGGUUCAUGCACAAGCGCCCCCAGCCUGUGGCAACCCCAAAAAUGCUGCCCCCCUGCUCAGGGCAUAUAGUGCUGGAGCUAGAGACCAUUUCUACACGGCCAAUGUCGCAGAGCACCAGAACGCGGUCGCUAAACUCGGGUAUAGCGAAGAAGGAGUAACAGGAUAUAUAUUUUCAGACCUCGAAACCAACACGGUCCCGUUAUACAGGUUAUAUAGCAGCACUGCUACAGACCAUUUCUAUACCACCAGCGCAGCAGAACGAGACCAUGCCAAGAAGUUCGAUGGAUAUACCUUUGAUGAAGGAAUUACAGGAUAUGUUUACCCAGACGCAGCUUGUGGUGGCCUUCCGCUGUACCGCCUCUACAGCAGUGGAGCCACAGAUCAUUUCUACACCAUGUAUGCCGCCGAGCGUGAUAACGCCAGCAAUAAUUUGGGAUAUACCCAGGAGGGAAUUGUAGGCUAUAUUUUCCCCUACUGA